CCCGUUAUCUGAUUAUCUGAGUGCAUGUAAACACAAUGAUUGGUUUGCAGAAUCUGAUUUUCUGCAGUUAUUGGAUUAUUAAGUGUCUCAUGCAUGCAUACACUCACUGUCUCAUGCAUCGUAACUUCAGACAUCUGGUUCUUAUCGCCACCACCAUGAACAGCUGUGACCAAGUUUCUCUAGAGCAGACCAUUUCACGCCAAACCACUCUGAAUGACUCUCUCUGUAGUUAUACAAAAAUGUAGAAACAUUGGUUGAAUUCUAGAUUCACUGGAAACACACUUGCUAAUUGACUCACUGCGCAUACCAGACAUUAGAAAACAAUUUGGUAUAUGACUACAUAUAAUAUCAGCCAGUGUACAUUUUUGCUCCCACCUAACAAACAAUGCCUAGAAAUUGCAGCAAAGAUGUGGACUGUCUGGAUGGCCUUGAGGAGUGGUGUGAGAUUCACUGGCUUAUAUUUCAGUGUUUCCCACGUGUAUGUUAUUCUUUAAGUUAAUGGACUACUCUCAGUCCAGCAGUGACAUGGUGGUGUUUAUACACACACACACACACACACACACACACACACACACACACACACACGUUAAGAUUGUUCCCUGCAUUUUUAAGGGUAUUUCGGGAUUCAUUUGUUGAAUGAGACUUGGAGUGCAGUAGGAGGAGUUUAACACUGGAAGAACACUAGUUGGUUUACUACAUAGGGAGCAAAAGGUCAUUUUGAGACACACCCAGACUUCCGCAAAGAUUAACAUCUCACUUGAGUCUUAAACAUCAGUCACAGCUCUGAUUGCAGUGGGAGCACGAACAGUGAGAGGCUUCAUAUUCAGCUCAGCAACUGUGUUAGAUUUCAAAGAUUUGAGGCCAUGGCCACCGCCCCUGCAGCAGGUACAAAUGCCCCGUCAGCGCCCCCAGCCAGUAUGUUCGACAAUGUACCGGGAUACGAAGGAACAGUUGCUGGUGGAGGAGGUGGAUACCUCCCUCCUCCUGUGCCAACAGUGCCAAUUCCUGUACCAGAGCCUGGCCCUAACCAGCCUAACUGGCAUAUUCCCUCCGUCACAGAGGACGCUGCACGUGAGGCCUUUGUGAGCUACGCUUCCAGUAAAUGCUGUUACAGCACUGCACCAGCCAAAGAUGGAGUAAUCACCAGCAUGGAGCCUUUCAACACCUAUAGGUAUCGCUUGGAGACCUUCACUGAGUCCAGAUCCACUGAGUGGAGUCAGGAGCCAUAUACCAAUCAGCCUGUAGAUGGAUUUAUCCAACGUGCACCAGGGCCCUGGGAGAUAGCAGCCCAGACUCCCACCUUCUUCCAGGAGAGCACACAGAUCAUCAGAGUGCCAUACACCUCCUCAGUUAAGCCUUGCCACAUAUGCCUGGGCAUGAGGAGAACACCAUGCAAGGAGUGUGCUGGCUGUGGGAGCAAAGUCUGCUGGGUUUGUAACGGCGCUGGUGUUCGCCAUGGCAAUGAUCGCUGUAUGCACUGCAGUGGCCGUGGGAGGGAAAAUUGCACUUGGUGCAGUGGGCAUGGUUCUAAAGAUUGUCAAACCUGCCGUGGGAAGGGACAGCUCCUUGUCUUCAUCAACCUCAAGGUUCAGUGGACCAAUAAUAAGGAGGAUUUUGUGAUGGAGCAGUCGAGCGGUCUGAGAGUGGAGAAUCUCAGUAAGGUCUCCGGCAGGGAAAUGUUCAAAGACUCUCAAUAUAUGGUGUACCCAGUGAUGGGUUUCCCAGAUCAUGUAGUGGCCCAAGCAUCUGAACGCUUAGUAAGAGAACACCAGUCCAAGUUUUUACAGACCGCCCGUAUUCUGCAGCAGCGCCACACCAUAGAGCUGAUCCCCGUAACCCGCGUGACCUACUCAUGGAAAGGGAAAUCUCACGUUUACUUUGUAUUUGGGAACGAAAUGAGCGUGAACACCGACGACUACCCGGCCACCUGCUGCUGCUCUGUGAUGUAGUUCUGCAUUGUGAAGAAUCAGACCAGCGUUGGAGAGCUGGAGCACAGCAUCAUUUAGUGCCUAGUUACUGAUGAAGUGCAGUGUUUCUCAGCUCCAGUCCUGCAGGCUCCUUUACAUGGGAAUAUUAAGUUUUUACCACCCCUAAACAUCCAGUUUUGCACAAAAAGGCAAACGUUAAUUUGCUGAUGGGUAGACUUGGAUGUGGCAAAGCAGGGAAAAUACUACACUGUGCAGUACGGGACUGGAACAGGGAAACACUGGUCUAGAGCUAUUCACUGUGGUCUUCGACAACAUCAACUGAUGUCAUUUAUGCUUUUAACUCUAUAUAGGGACAUUUCACCAGUUUUUCAAAAUUUCUGAUGUAGUAAUUACAUUUGAUAAGACAAAAACAGCCAUUCAGAGAGGUUUGAUUUGAAAUGCUCCACUCUAGAAAAACGUGAUAAGAGAGAGUUGUUCACAAUGUUUGUGACAGGAACCAGAUGUCCAAAUCGUUAAAUGUCUGUAAAAAAGCUACCUUAAAUAAAUGCAUUCCAGAAGUUAGUUCUAAAUAUGUUGCCUGAUGCCUGAGACAAAUUUUAAUAAAAUUUGGCCUAAAAUUUUUUUUUUAAUACAUUCAUGGCAGCGAGAUACAUGCAGAGUGUUAGCAGGCAAAAUAGUGCCCAAUGAAAACUUAUUUCAGGCUUACCUGGUUUACCAUCAUCAACAUUAAAAGCUCAGUGCAGGAUCUGGAAAGCAGAUAUUUUCAUUGUACUCAUUGCAAACCCUGGUUCCUGUCACCACCAUCGUUAGGAACAUUUGAGUUGUCGAGUUUCUCUAGAAAACACAAUUUCACUUCAACAAAAAAUGUUUUAAAUAUUGGUGGAAUUCCCUUUUAUCAAAGAAGGGUUUGCCAUGCCUCUACCUGUAGUGGGUGCUAUUUAGGGAUUCACACAAACACUGCUUUGCCAAAACUAACUUCUAACUAAUUCAAUUUAAAUCAUUAACGUGGAAAUUGCUGAAAGGGAAAAGGCCUGAUGUGCAGACGUGUGUCUGCUGCCUUUAAAACACAUCAUGCACUAUGGCAAUGAAUGUUUGCAUUAUAAAGGACUGUAUACUUCAGCAAUAUUUCUUAUUGUAUUAGUUAUGUUGUAUGCAAAUGAGAAAUUGAACAUUUCUUGAAAUAUUUUUACUAUGCUUGGAACAGCCAAAGAGCAGCCUAAUCAGCUUAUUGUAUUGUAAUACAAGUAAUGAGAAAUUGCCUUUUCCCUGUGAAUUGAAGUGGAGGUGCUUUGAAAUGUUAGCAGUCCUAAUGCUGUUAACAUUCAACUGAAUGCACAAAGAUGUGCGGAAGGAGUGCCAUUUGUUGUAAAGUCAUAAUGUCGGCUAUUAUUUGCACUUUUUUUAUUUUUUUAAUUCAGUGAUCUUAUUCAUAGUUAUGUGCACAAACUUGGGCACCCAAAUGCCGUUCUGUUGAUUUGUCUAAGUGAAAAUUUUGUUUUACUACUUAGUUUUUACACAUUUUUACACAGUUACUGUUAUCUGCUGGAUAUAACAUCUUUGCAAAAAACUCAACAAAUAGAAAAUGUGCACUAAAAUUCGCAGGAAAGUGCCACAUUUAACUGUGUUUUCUGUAGUGGAGUUUCUGUGACUUAUUUUCACUUAGAAAAUCACCAAAACAAUUUGUCCAGGGGUGUUCAAAAUUUGCAUAAAUCUGUUAUUACUGUCCUAGCAUCCUCUUCUUUUGUACCUUUACAUGUUUUUAUUAUCAUAAUCAAAUACUUAUUAAUAUGAUUCUAGUGAGUGUUCUGCUAAUUUGAAUAAAUAAAUUGAGAUAUAUUUACAUA
This is a messenger RNA of Pygocentrus nattereri (red-bellied piranha), 3772 nucleotides long. RefSeq names its product ssu-2 homolog, related sequence 1 (gene ssuh2rs1). The record is from RefSeq and is a predicted model, not a curated record. NCBI's taxonomy places the organism in Eukaryota, Metazoa, Chordata, Actinopteri, Characiformes, Serrasalmidae. The transcript has 12 exons. The coding region runs from base 864 to 1949 and encodes 361 amino acids.